Molecule: messenger RNA, 870 nt
Organism: Rhodofomes roseus
Lineage: Eukaryota; Fungi; Basidiomycota; Agaricomycetes; Polyporales; Fomitopsidaceae
Product: SGNH hydrolase-type esterase domain-containing protein
Exons: 5
Coding region: 1-870 (289 amino acids)
Molecular function (GO): hydrolase activity, acting on ester bonds
Source: RefSeq, a predicted model, not a curated record
AUGUCUACUAGUACAGUCGUCCAAACGAGCAGCUCCUGGCCAGGAUUCGCAGGCCUGACGCGUCUCAUCAUAUUUGGCGAUUCCUACUCUGCCGUCGGGUACCACGCAGGCGGACCGCACCCCACAGAGGACGACCCUCUCGGUAUCGAGUUCCCAGGGAUCACGUAUGCCGAACCGGGCGAGCCCAACUGGGUCGGGCACCUCGUCACGAACUAUCCGCUCGCGCCACUACUGGUGUAUGACUUCGCGCGCGGCGGCCAUACUCUGGCUGGGGUGCGACAGCAGAUCCAAGGCGACUUCACGCGGCAUCUCGUGGAGAAGCCGGACUGGUGCCCGUGGAACGAGAACGACACGCUCUUCGUGACCUGGGUGGGCAUCAACGAUUGCGCGUUCGCCACAGAGGCCACAAUACCGAAAAACAUAAACGAUCUCUUUGACCUGCAAGAGGAACUAUACGAGGCCGGUGCGCGUAACUUUAUGCUAGUCGACGUCCCUCCCGUCCAUCGCAGUCCCGCAGGUACGUCAGUCAUCCGAGUCGCAACAAUAACCCUACAACUUGACGGCGUACGACGUUCACCGCGCCUCGAGCUCUGGAACAGACUGCUCCUCGAGGGUGCACAGCAAUUCGCAACGAAGCACGAGCAGGCGACCGUCCUGUUCUACUCCUCCUGGGCCACAUUUUCGCGUGUCAUGGACGACCCGGCGGCGCAUGGGUUCACGGAGGAGGAUACCAAGACGCGUGCGAGUCGCAUGUGGGUCGACUUCCUUCACCCGACCAGUCAUAUGCAUGAUAUCGUUGCUCGCGACGUGGCGGAAUUCUUGACGAAAAUCGCGGCCCGCGAAGAGUCUCGUGCAUCAUCCGAGACAUGA